Molecule: messenger RNA, 972 nt
Organism: Dentiscutata heterogama
Lineage: Eukaryota; Fungi; Glomeromycota; Glomeromycetes; Diversisporales; Gigasporaceae
Source: the annotation of a GenBank genome assembly
AUGGAAAAAUGGUUUCGUCUACAAACUACGCCUUUUGUUUUUUCGUCUUCCAUUAGGACUUUAAAUUAUCCAUCUUUCACUACAGGUUUCUUUCACCGAAGGAUUUGUCUUUUGUCAGGGACUUCAGAGUUCCAAACAUUUCACCAGGGAUUUCGUCUGUCGUCUUUUGUUGGUUUUAAGCUUCGCCUUUCAUUAUUACAUAGAAUAGCUUCGCCUAAUAACUUUAGGGUAGAUCCUAUAAGUGUAAAAAGAAUUGCAACUGUUACUAAAAAUGUAAAAAAUGAAAAGGAUCAAGAUUUUCUAUAUGAUGGACAUUAUGACCUUAAAUCAUUUCUUGCUAUGAAAGACGUUAACACAAAUUCUUCAAUAUAUCGCGGUACUUUAUAUGAAUAUCAGACCAUAUCAUGUCUUAAAACAACACUUGGAAUUGUUACAAGGCGAGUAGGCAAAGCUAAUGAUGGAGGAAUAGAUUUUCGAGGUCAGUGGAUAUUACCAGAUAAAAAACUAUAUGUCGUUGGUCAAUGCAAAGCCUUAGCAAAAAAAUGUCCUCCAAAUAUAAUUCGAGAGCUUGAAGGUGUACUUUGUCAAGAAACUGAGGGAACAUUAUGCAUUCUGUCAUCAAUGAAUGGAUUUACUAAAAGUGCUAUUAAAAGAUAUAUUGCAUCGCCUUUCCCUAUUAUGCUAAUAACAGUUACAGAUCAGGGAAAGAAAUAUAGUUGCAUUUUAUGGAAUAAAACAGCCGAAAAAUAUUUGAAUGAAUUUCAAGUAACCUUGAAACAUGAUCUUCUGAAUUCAAAGCCUCUUAUUUUAUAUAAUGGUGAACCUUUUUUAAAUGAAAUUGAUGAUUGUUGGUGCGAAAUCAAAUGGCACCAAUUAUUAGGUUCGAUUUAUGCCAUCUAUAUCAAGUCAACAACUUUAAACUCCUAUCCAAUCAAAAAAAUUGCCAAAGCUAAAGCUUGGAAAAAUAUAUGA